AUGGCUAUGAAUUUUGUUACUUUCAACCAGGACUACAGUUGCCUGGCUGUUGGAACAUCGCGAGGUUUCCGUAUCUACCACACAGAUCCUUUUGCGAAGAUAUUCAGUAGUGAUGAUGGAAAUGUGGCUCUUAUUGAGAUGUUGUUCUCAACGUCUUUAGUUGCCCUCAUCCUGUCCCCCAGGCAUCUCGUAAUCCAAAAUACAAAGGUGAGAUCCUCCAUUAUCUGCGAACUUACCUUCCCCUCUGCCGUUCUUGCCGUCCGGCUGAACCGGAAACGACUGGCCGUAGUGCUCGAAGAAGAGAUAUACCUAUACGACAUUUCGAAUAUGACACUUCUCUACACAAUAGCAACUUCGCCGAACCCCAAUGCGAUCUGCGCUCUCGCUCCUUCAUCAGAGAACUGUUACAUCGCAUAUCCUCUACCCAAGCCGAGAGAAGAUACUGGGGAUAAACGACCCUCCCAUGCACCGCCACUCUCUACCUUCGUCCCACCGACUUCUGGCGAUGUUUUGAUAUUCGAUACCACCAAAUUGGAAGCUCUGAAUGUUGUUGAAGCUCAUAGGGCACCUUUGUCUUGCAUAGCUCUCAACAAUGACGGGACACUGCUGGCAACAGCUUCAGAAACGGGGACUAUCAUCAGGGUAUUCUCAUUACCAAAGGGCACCAAACUGUACCAAUUCCGACGAGGAACAUACCCUUCGACUAUUUACAGCAUGUCUUUCAAUCUGAGCUCGACGUUACUCUGUGUGUCUUCUACUACCGAUACGGUUCAUAUCUUCCGCCUGGGUGGCCCAGUCCUGCCAGACUUGCCAAAAUCAUCAAAUGAUAGAUGGGGCCGGUCUCGUUCUCGUAGCUAUGACAGUGGGACAGAAUCACCUGCCACGGGAACUUCACCGGGAAGUGAUGUGGCGGAAGUGCCAGAAGUUACUCGCUCAGCUCGUGGUACACUUGGAAGUAUGCUUCGGCGAUCAUCGCAGAUGAUGGGGAAGAGUGUAGCUGGUGUAGUGGGUGGUUAUUUACCGCAUGCUGUCACAGAAAUGUGGGAGCCUAUGCGAGACUUCGCAUUUAUUAAGUUGCCCAAAAGUGGCAUGGGACUCAACUCAACAGGAGGUCCACUUCGAAGUGUAGUUGCCAUGAGCAGCAGCAGCCCGCAAGUAAUGCUCGUUACUAGUGAUGGAGGUUUCUAUGUCUUCAGCAUAGACAUGGAAAAUGGUGGCGAGGGUGUUUUGGUGAAACAGUACUCUGUUCUCGAGGGUGACGAUAAACUCGACCAGUCAGCAAUUGACUACAGCAAUUAA
Drepanopeziza brunnea f. sp. 'multigermtubi' MB_m1 is the source of this 1299-nucleotide messenger RNA. Lineage: Eukaryota; Fungi; Ascomycota; Leotiomycetes; Helotiales; Drepanopezizaceae. The record is from RefSeq and is a predicted model, not a curated record.